UGUCCAACUGCCUGAGAAAAGCCAUUUUGUUGUGCUAGCUAGCUAUAUGCUAAAGAAAGCCACCAAAAUAUUAAUCUGUUAUAACAACGCUACAUAUGUCACGUAUAGGUUUUUGUUGCUGCCGCUGAACACAUACAUUGAAUUCGUUUUAAACUGGAAAUAGUCCAGACUGGCAUGGUCAAGCCUAAUAAGCCAAAGUGUUUUGGAGAAGACGAAAACUGAGCUAAAGUGUGUUAUCAUACUGUUAGCUUGUUUAUGUGCACACCGCAGUUAUGUUUUGUGGUUAAUUGAGCUCACGUUAGUCAGUGCAUGUUUGAAUGUGUUUCAAGUAGACUGUGGCUGUUUGAGUCGUCAACAAAUAUAGUUUUGCCUUACGAAGGGACUAUUUUGUUUCUGUAUAAUAAACAGCGGUGACAGCAAGACCUAGCAGUAACUUAGCGAAAUACGGACUAUACAUCGUUAAGCCAAAGUGCUAAUCUGAUAAUGGCAGAGGACACCCGACAGGAGAAGAGGGCCAGCUUCUCUUCUCUAUCGGAGCACAACACCAACGGGCUGGCCAGAACGUCAGCUGUGGCCUCCGGCAAAAGUGGCGCUUCAAAGAAGUUAGUGAUCAAAAAUUUCAAAGACAGGCCAAAACUAGCAGAGAAUUACACUGAAGACACAUGGCUGAAGCUACGGGAUGCAGUGGGAGCCAUUCAGAACAGCACAUCUAUAAAGUACAACCUGGAAGAACUCUAUCAGGCGGUGGAGAAUCUGUGUUCUUAUAAAGUUUCCCCUACUCUGUACAAGCAGCUACGACAGGUCUGUGAAGAUCACGUGCAAGCUCAGAUCCACCAGUUCAGAGAAGAGUCUUUGGACAACCUUUCCUUCCUGAAGCGAAUGAAUCGCUGCUGGCAAGACAACUGCAGGCAAACCAUAAUGAUCCGAAGUAUCUUCCUCUUUCUGGAUCGUACAUACGUGCUUCAGAACUCCCUUCUUCCCUCCAUAUGGGACACUGGGUUGGAACUGUUCCGCACCCACAUUGUGAGUGACAGUGCAGUGCAGAAGCGCACUGUAGAUGGCAUUUUGGAGCAGAUAGAGCUGGAGCGGAAUGGGGAGACUGUGGAUCGCAGUCUGCUCAGGAGCCUGUUGGGCAUGCUGUCAGACCUGCAGGUUUACAAAGAUUCCUUUGAGGAGAGAUUUUUGAUCGAGACCAAUCGUCUGUACGCAGCAGAAGGACAGAGGCUAAUGCAGGAGAGAGAUGUGCCUGAGUAUCUCCAUCAUGUGGCUCGACGGUUGGACGAGGAGAAUGAUCGCAUUAUGAGCUAUCUCGACCAGAGCACUCAGAAACCACUUAUUAGCUGUGUUGAGAAACAACUUCUAGGAGAACAUAUGACUGCAGUGCUACAAAAGGGUUUGAGCAUCCUGCUGGAUGGGAACCGUGUGACUGAGUUAGCCCUCCUCUACCAGCUCUUCAGUAAAGUGAAGGGAGGACUUCCCACACUGCUGCAGUUCUGGAGGGAUUACAUCAAGAGCUUUGGUGGAGAGAUUGUAUGUACUCCAGAGAAAGACAAGGACAUGGUGCAAGACCUGCUGGACUUCAAGGACAAGAUGGACAACGUCACACAGUGUUGCUUCACACGGAAUGAGGGAUUCAUUAAUGCCAUGAAGGAGGCCUUUGAGACUUUUAUCAACAGAAGGCCCAAUAAACCGGCUGAGCUUAUUGCUAAAUAUGUGGAUUCUAAAUUAAGAGCAGGGAACAAGGAGGCUACAGAGGAGGAGCUCGAGAGAAUCCUGGACAAGAUUAUGAUAAUCUUCCGUUUCAUACAUGGAAAAGAUGUCUUUGAAGCUUUUUAUAAGAAAGAUUUGGCAAAGCGUCUGCUAGUUGGAAAGAGUGCCUCUGUUGAUGCUGAGAAGUCCAUGCUCUCCAAGCUCAAACAUGAAUGUGGAGCAGCAUUUACCAGUAAGCUCGAGGGAAUGUUCAAGGACAUGGAACUGUCCAAAGACAUCAUGAUCCAGUUCAAACAGUAUAUCCAGAACCAGAGUGAACCAAGCAACAUAGAACUUACAGUCAACAUCCUCACUAUGGGAUACUGGCCUUCAUACAUACCCAUGGAGGUUCACCUGCCCUCAGAGAUGGUAAAACUCCAGGAGGUGUUUAAGGUGUUCUAUCUGGGCAAGCACAGUGGACGGAAGCUACAGUGGCAGCCAACAUUGGGCCACGCUGUAUUAAAAUCCGAGUUUAAAGAGGGUAAGAAGGAGCUGCAGGUCUCGCUGUUCCAGACACUGGUUCUGCUGAUGUUUAAUGAGGGAGAAGAAUUCAGCAUGGAGGAGAUUCGCACGGCCACCGGCAUAGAGGAAGGAGAGCUCAGACGUACACUGCAGUCGCUGGCCUGUGGAAAAGCACGUGUCCUCAACAAGAACCCUCGAGGGAAAGAUGUGGAGGAUGGAGACCGCUUCAAUUUAAACAACGAUUUUAAACACAAACUGUUCCGCAUCAAGAUCAACCAGAUACAAAUGAAGGAAACGGUGGAGGAGCAGGUAAGCACCACAGAGCGCGUGUUUCAAGACAGGCAGUACCAGAUUGAUGCAGCUGUGGUGCGCAUUAUGAAGAUGAGGAAAACCCUCAGUCACAACCUCCUCGUAUCAGAGAUCUACAACCAGCUGAAGUUCCCCGUCAAGCCGGGUGAUCUUAAAAAGCGUAUCGAGUCGCUCAUUGACAGAGACUACAUGGAGCGUGACAAGGAGACACCAAACCAGUACCACUAUGUUGCCUGAGGGGUUUUUACAGUCACAGCAGGUGACAGCGUUACAGCCCCUCAUCCACCCAUCCUCUAGUGCCCAUUGUUUCCCUCCAUCUACAAUCCUGGACUCAGUGAGAGGAGAGACUCUCUACAACACUGUUCCCACCCUGUGAUAUCU
Solea solea (common sole) is the source of this 2901-nucleotide messenger RNA. RefSeq names its product cullin 4A (gene cul4a). The record is from RefSeq and is a predicted model, not a curated record. The transcript is spliced from 20 exons. The coding region runs from base 484 to 2757 and encodes 757 amino acids. Gene Ontology annotation, biological process: DNA damage response; ubiquitin-dependent protein catabolic process; protein ubiquitination. Gene Ontology annotation, molecular function: ubiquitin protein ligase binding. Gene Ontology annotation, cellular component: Cul4A-RING E3 ubiquitin ligase complex. Lineage: Eukaryota; Metazoa; Chordata; Actinopteri; Pleuronectiformes; Soleidae.